Molecule: messenger RNA, 4138 nt
Organism: Brienomyrus brachyistius
Lineage: Eukaryota; Metazoa; Chordata; Actinopteri; Osteoglossiformes; Mormyridae
Gene: cfap20dc
Product: CFAP20 domain containing
Exons: 18
Coding region: 220-2538 (772 amino acids)
Source: RefSeq, a predicted model, not a curated record
UAUUGGUGGUUCGUUCGGGAUCGUGUUACCGUGUCAGGCAAUAUUUAGCUAUUUGCUAUAGGCCUGGUUGUCAGGCUUUUGUGUAGCAGUAAUGUUGCUGGCAAUACUUUUUUUAUAAGACUUGACUUGUUUUCUGUUUAUUUUCUGAAGCACAGCAUUAUGUAAACGAUAAGCGCAGCCACUUACCUGAUGUUAAAAAGUGAAAAGUCAAAAUAAGGAAUGUUCAGAAACGAAUAUCAGGGUGGUGCGGUUGUCGACAUCUUCAGUGCUCAGGGAAAAGAUCCCGUGGCCAAAUGGAAACUUCAUGGAGGGCAGUCAGCGAUAAGCAAAGUUUUUGACAAAGAGAUGAAAGGCUUUGUUUAUAUUCUGGAAGGCAGCAGCCAAGCAAACAAAAUGCAGAUGCCGAAGGAUAACAAAAUGAUGCUUGGGCUUAGCCAGAGGUUCCUUGUCCUUCAGGUGUACCUACCCCUGGGAAAAGACUUCUCCACUGAACUCAUAGUUACAGAUUUAGAAAAUCUUAAGAGAAGAUUGUAUCUCUCCACGGUUCAUAAGGAAUUCACUGCAACCCCUCUGCAUGCUAGAAUACCUCUCUCCAGUCUCAAGCAUAGCAUUUGGAGCAACAUGUGCAUCGACCUUAUGUCUUUAACGGGUGAGAUAUUCAAGGGUGCUUCAUUCCUUUCACUGGAUGGAAUUACUGUUUCUGCCACUUGCCGCCUCAGGAGAAUCUUUACAAUGAAAGUGCAGCCAAUGGAUGCCUUCAGCCAUGGCACUCCUAAUAUUUGUGGUCAUAAUCUUGUGGAUGUGACACCACGAAGUUUUCAGUUUCCAGCAGAUGUCCAGCAUAUUACUCAAGUAGUGAACAUGGACAUGCUGAGAGUUGAAAUUUCGUCCAGUAUCUCUUCCACGACAGAAUCUGAACAGAAAAACAGUCCAAGUUUAACCGGCGUACGUGGGCCAAGGAGCCAUUUUGUGUCCCACAUUGCUUUUGGAUCAAAAGUGCUGGGGCCUCCUCCAGCUACAGGAAGGAAGACCAGUGCAUCCAGUUGUCUAGAGGCAUGUAGCUCUGCAACUAGAACAGCCGUGGCUGCAAAGAUCAGUGAAGACUGGCCAAAAAAACACACAGAUCAGUGUGACCAGGCUCUCAGUUCCCCACAGGACUUCACAUUGCAGCAAAAAUGUCCAGAUCGAGAUCCUGAGGAAUCAGCUGAUGGCACCUCAAGCACAGUGAACAGUGCAGGACGUCAGAGCACUGGGCAAAUGAAAAAGAAUUCAAGAAAUUACAGAGAUGAUGCAAGACAAGACAGCUGGCAUUUUCCUUUGAAUUUGAAGGACUUUGAUGAUUUCGAUUUGGAUCCCGAAUCUCAGGUCCAUCAGCGAUCCCCUGGCUCCUUGCUUUCCUGGGGGGGUGGUGAAAAACAUGAGAGGGUUGAGCCUCAGCUAACUCUGAAAGAAGUUUUCAACUUCUCAUCACGUCCCCACUAUGCAAGGCGAUCUCAGCACCACACCCCCACCAUUGAGGUCACUGUGUCUUCCCCUGACUGGAAGGGCAACUGGCAUGGAGCCGAUAGAGGACCAAGGAUGGAAGAUGAUUUCAUUGGCAGUGAGAGUGAUGAGGGUGAAGCUAGCCUAACAAUUCUUGUUCAGAAGCCCAAUUUCCAGUCGUGCCCAACUGACUCAGUUUCACAGAGUCUUCAUGGGGAUGACGAAUGGAAUGUAUUCCGCUUGGAAGAAUCUGAUAGUCAAAAGGAGCUGAUUCAACCCAGCACCACAAUGGCGUCCUUGAGCACUGACUCGGGAUAUAAGAAAGCCACCUUGGAUUUGGCCCACUGGACUGAUAUGGUGCCAGUGCGUAGUCUCUCCCCAAGUGGAAUUGGACAAGGACCCAACUCGUUUGGAGCUCAGAAGGCUUGUCAGCAGUGCUGGCCCAAAACCUCCUUCACCAGGCGGUCACUCAGAGAGAUUCCGAGAGGGGAUGGGAGAAUGCAUGUGGAACGUACAGCAGAAGAUUAUUCUGUAAAAAACAGUUCUGAGGUGUCCAUGUUGUUUAGUCUUGGGAUGCAAGAAGAGGAGGAGUUGCAGAUGUUAGCUAGUCUCUGCCGGCAGAAAGAAGAGGACGAACAGGAAGGAGCCAGCUGGCCUGUAGGCCUCAGUGCUUCUCAGACCCACAACUGCACAAUCAGCAUUAGCAGCGGCAGCGAUGGAACCUCUACCUGGAUGCCCAGUCUCCACAUGCCAGCUAAUCAGGGACAUCAUUACCAAACAGAAAUUAAUCCACUUCUUCAUUCCAAUCCACGACAUCAGGUAACAACCAGAAAUGACAUCAGGGAAUGGUUAGGUGUUUUCAGCCCACCUAUAAUCCCUCCCAGUGAGCACGUGAGUGGGACAGGCAACAGUGAUCGCCGCGGGGACAUCAUGAAAGGCAGUGCAGUGUCAAUGAGUGAAGCAGACACGGAGGAUGAGUAUCUCACUGUCCUCUAUGAUCCCUGUCUCAACUGCUACUUUGAUCCUGAGUCAGGAAAGUAUUACGAGUUAGUCUGAUGAAAAUAAAUAUCCCACAUCACAGUUUACCUUUUAAACUCAUUUAAUGGCAAUGCAAAGGAAAUAAUUUAUUUAGUUAAAAUGACUUAGUUACACAUUUGUCAGUGAAAUGUGUUUUGAUUUAUGUAUUCAUUUUCUGAAAUGUUUAAAUGAUUUAAUAUUGCUAAAAAUGCCUGCAGAUCUAUUUCAAACUAGGUGUUUGUUUCUUUACUAAGCAUUUAAAGUACAAUUUCAAUGUUAUAUAGAAAUAACUGAAUGAAAUAUAAUGUAUUAAAAUGAAUUAUUUUGCAUAUUUAGUCUUUACGUCUUUUCAUACAAAUAAAAAUCUGCAGGUUUUAAAUCUGUGUCUUUGUACUGUAUGUAAGCACACAGAGAGCUAAACGCUGCAGUGUACUUGUGUUUUCUAGCCGCAUACAUAAUGCCACAUACUGUUUAGUAUAUUAGUUCAUUGAAUUCUACAUUUGUUUUUUUCCUACUACAUAGUCAGUCCUGCUACAAUGCGUGAUAUCACGCCGCAGAAUCUGUUCUAACAGGAUCGAUAUAUUAGUACGCAGGUCCAAUAGAAUACGGAAUUGCAUUUGUAUGUGCGAUUUUCAGUCAGAGAGAAAAGCACUAAAAAAACUACAAAAUGAUUGGGUCAGCACUACUUGCACAUAAAAACAAGUUUUUAACUCAUUAUUCUUUUUAACCGGUUCUUUUCUGUGAAUCGGUUGAACCAGUUUUCAAAUCUAAAUUUUUUUUACUUUUGGUACAUUCAUUCAUUGUCUUAGAUUGUAAAAAUGUAAAAAUAUUUGACAAAUUAUAUAAAAAUACAAAGCAUCCAUCCAUCCAUUUUCUAAACCGCUUAUCUGUCGGGGUUGCAGGGGGUUCGGAGCCUAUCCCAGAAGCUAUGGGUACGAGGCAGGGAACAACCCGGGAUGGGGGGCCAGCCCAUCGCAGGGCAAAAUACAAAGCAAGACUUUAAAAUAACUCUGCAUAUUAUGAUAUAAUUUAUUAAUGUAUUAUUGUUGAUUUUUAUUUAAAAUGCAUAAAAUUACAUUAUUGGCCACUGUUGUCCCUGUUUUUUAUUAUUUAGUUCAUUUUGAUUGGCAGAAGUUACUAAGUUUUGGAGUCUCAUUCCCCUAACCUGAUAUUUCCCAUUGGAUAUGUGUAUUUUAGUACACUAUUUUAGUGAACGAGAGGUUUUUCAGGAGUGCAUUGGUCACGUUGUUACGUAGGAGUAUUAUUGAACCAGCCCACAUAAUGCCUAACUAUCUGUGCUAUAUAUUGCCUGUGUUGUCUAUCCUAUCUGCAUUUGGGUUGUACAUUGUGUUACAUUAUGUACGUUAUCCUGUCUGUGCUUAGAGUUGUAUUUAUGAUAAAUUACUGUGCAACAUAUGUAUUAAUAUAUGCAAUAUGUACUUACCAGUAACGCAAAAAUAAAUCCUUGUACAUACUACAGCUGGCCAAUUAAGGCUGAUUCUGAUUUGAUGACCUGUAUGACAUGUGGAGUAUUCUACGGAUGUGAGUGUUUAGGACAGUAAUAUCAUUACUCCCCUUUUUGUGGUGUCCAGUCUUGAUAUGGAGCCCAAGCUUGUGACAGAAGUAGGGUUAGGACAGG